AUGGCUGUGUUCGAGACGGAGCAGAGCCGCAUCGUGGCUGCUAUCAACACCGCACCCACUGUCCACUCUCUCUACACCGGCUACAAGGCCAUCUUUGUUACUUGCCAGAACCUUUCGUCUUCGAUGUUUUGGGUCCUUCUCGACCUUCAGCAGCAGCAGCAGCAGCAGCAGCCAUCCCGGAUCCCAGCGUGGGCCACCCAAAGGAACGAGGCGCCAUCGCCGCCGCCGCCGCCGCCGCCGCCCUCGCAGCGGCCGCCAUGGCGCACAACAACAUCGUCGGCCCUGCUCUUCGCGAGCAUGGAGCCCGUCACGCCCCCGGACCAAAUCAUACCCGCCGAGCCGGGCAGCCCACCUCCGGCGCCCCCUCCUCCUCCACCCCCUCCGGCGGCGGCGGCGCUGCGCUACGGCGACGACGGCGGCGACCUGCGCGGCGAGGCCUUUCGGAGCAUGCGGGACGAGCUGGCCGGCGUGUCGUCGGACCUCGACGACCUCGCCCUCCUCCUGGCCUCCUCCACCCCGGACGCGGCCCGGGACUUUGACCUCGACCUGGAGCGGCUCGCCGCCGACGUGCGCGACUACCUGGCCGAGGCGCGGGAGCGGUGCGGCAGGUGGGUUGACCGGCUCCAGAUGUGGCAGCAGCACCAGCAGUACCAGCAGCACCGGCAGCAGCAGCAGUACCAGCAGUACCCGUACUACCCGCAGUACCCGAUGUACCCGAUGUACCCGCAGCGCCAGCAGUACCCGCAGCUCCAACAGCAGCAGCAGCAGCAAACGCAGCUGUCGUCCCCAAGCCUAGACGUGCCCAUCAGCAGCAGCAGCAGCAGCGGCAGUAGCAGCAGUGGCUCGGAGGAGAUGUACCCCUUCCCGGCGUUGGGUGGGUAUAUGUUUGGGCCCCCCGUCCGCCCGGAGCCGCGCCGGUGGGAGCCCCCGCCCCUGAGGCCGGUCUGGGGGAGGCCGCCGACGCCCGGCCCCGGCCGGGGACUGGAGGCGGCGGCGGCGGCGGCGGCGAGAGCCAUGCGCCGGGGCUCAAUGCGCCACCCCUCGCCCGUGCUGCCCGCCUGGAGACCCACGCCAUACCCCUACCCAGAACCCGCUGCGUUCGACGACGGGUCGUAUCCCCUCCCCGCGCCCGUCCUCGACCGCCGCCCCAGCCCCCACCCCAGGCCUAGCGAUAACGACGGCGACGACGACGACUGGGCGGAGCGGGCCUGCGCGCGGCGGCGGGGCGACCUGCGGCCGUACCAGGCGCACAGCCACGCGUGCCGGCUGCGGCGCGAGGGCGACCAGCCGCCGCUGCACAACCUGACGUGCUGCGGCUUCAUGUGCCGCCCGUGCCGCGACCGCUUCCGCGCCAUGUCGUGGCCCUCGCUGCUGCCCCGCGGCGCCCAGGGCCCCGCGCCCGAGCCGAUGACGGGGGACCCGCCCGCCGGAGCCGACGACAUCCCGCGGCUGCCGCAAACGCGGGCGCAGUGA
Molecule: messenger RNA, 1473 nt
Organism: Gaeumannomyces tritici R3-111a-1
Lineage: Eukaryota; Fungi; Ascomycota; Sordariomycetes; Magnaporthales; Magnaporthaceae
Exons: 3
Coding region: 1-1473 (490 amino acids)
Source: RefSeq, a predicted model, not a curated record